Messenger RNA from Lampris incognitus (smalleye Pacific opah), 2327 nucleotides. It is a transcript of the gene anos1b, whose product is annotated as anosmin 1b. Gene Ontology annotation, cellular component: cell surface; extracellular region. The record is from RefSeq and is a predicted model, not a curated record. Gene Ontology annotation, molecular function: peptidase inhibitor activity; protein binding. Gene Ontology annotation, biological process: neuron differentiation. The transcript is spliced from 15 exons. Lineage: Eukaryota; Metazoa; Chordata; Actinopteri; Lampriformes; Lampridae. The coding region runs from base 1 to 2151 and encodes 716 amino acids.
AUGUCGCCACGCCGGGCCGCCUUCGUGCUCCUGUGCUCGUUGUUAGCGGCCGGUUCCGCCCGCAGGUCCGCCGCGCCGGAUCAGGAGGACGUUCAGGAGGAAGUCAACGGCGCGAGAUGCACGUCCAGGUGUCUCACUCUGCACAUGACGCACCUGACGGCCGCCUUCAAACACCUGCAGACUGACCAGGUUCUGGUUUGGUGUGAGAAUCACAGGCGCUGCUCACAGUGCCUUCAGCCAUGCAAGGAAUUGUGGGAAACCAGAAAGGUGCUGCCACCAAAGUCCUGUGAGAAGCAGACGGAGUGUGUGACCAGCAGGGAGUUCCUUGCCUCCUUGAGGUCCUCGCGUCAGGGUGACUGCGCUCCACCGCAGCGCGCCGCCGGAUUCGCAGCUGCGUGCGUGGAGAGCUGCUCAUCAGACCAGCAUUGUCCCGCCCCCAGGAAGUGCUGCUCCAAUGGCUGCGGACACACCUGUCAAGCCCCAGCCAAUCUCUAUAAAGGUGUUCCCCUCAAGCCCCGUCGAGAGAUGAGCUUCUUGGAGGAUCCCGAGGGCCGCGUGAGGGUGGUGUGGGUGUCAAAGUUCAACGUCAGCGUGGAGCCAGUCAUCUACAUGCUCCAGUCCCGCUGGAAUCUGGGAAUACACCCAAGCGAAGACCACGCCUCCCCGUGGACCACUGUCGCAACGACCCUGUCGGAGCACGCGGUUCUGUCGGAGCUGAGACCCCAGAGGUGGUACCAGUUCAGAGUAGCGGCCAUCAACAGCCAGGGCAGCCGGGGGUUUACCACACCCAGCAGACACUACAUCUCCAGCAAAGACCCCUCCCCUCCAGAAGCCCCCACACAUAUUAGAGUGGCCAACCAGACCCUUGGCUGGGUGGGCUCAAAACCAGGUGCACAGCUAACAAGACAGAAAGGUGAGGGGGUCGCUGUGGAGGCGUUAUUACUCUGGGAGCCCCCCAGGGACGGAGACCUGCUAGUCCACCACUACAGAGUCACAUGGACGCCCCGGCCCACACACGUGCUGCAUGGGCACACAAACCCAACACAUGCACAAGCACGUACAGCACGCAAAAACAAGCACACACUGCCUACACGGUCACGUGCGCCUGGACAGGACAAAAAAGAGGGCAACACCAGAGUGACACGGGGGGCCCAAUGUGAACUGUGGCUGCAGGGUCUGCUUCCUGCUACUUCCUACUUCCUGUCAGUCCAAACGGUGGCCUACUGGAGUCAAAAGAGACUAAAAAGUCCCAGAGCCCAAAUUGUCUUCACUACUGUCAGCAAUACAGGAGAGGACUUUUCCAACGAACUCCCCUCUUCGUCCUCUUCCUCCUCCUCACCCUCCCUCUCCUCUAACCUUCAUCUUACCCCCUCUCUCCCUCACCCUGACCCUGCACCUGACCCCAUUGCCCCGAGUAACCUGCGCCUGGAAACUGCCGCGCCUCAUUACCAUGACAACCAGCUGCAAGUCAAGGUGUUCUGGAAGUGGCUCCAUCAAGCUAGAAGGGAAGACCCUGGUCCGUUUGUGUUGCGGUGGCGUCCACAUGCCUGUGGUACGACUGUUAAUAGCACAGAGAAAACAAGUACCGUACAGGGAACGCAUCACACCAUCACUGGUCUGCUGUUCUCCUGUAAGUACCGCAUUGCCGUGGCAGUGGAGGAGGAUCAGGGAUCAGAGGCUGUCGCCUGGGUCACGACCCCGGCUUGUCCCUCCGUCAUGGCCAGAGGGAGGAAAGGCCUCCCCUGCAACACCGGCGGUAAAGAGCGCCCCCUGUCAGGCAGGAAGGUGGUAUUGCGUCCUGAAAGGCUGACCUCAGACUUCAGACAAGUCAAUGGCACUCUGCUUGCAACAUUUCGCUGGAGGCUAUCCCAGCAUGCACUGCACCAGCCAGCCAUUGAGGGAUUUCAGUUCACUUGGACACAGUUGGUCUCUCCCUCCCCCGGGACCUCCGGGGAAAUAGAGGGCCAGGAAGACACACUCAUCUCCCAGACACAGAUAGUGGCUCCGUCCCAGCGGUCAGUGACGGUUCAGGGUCUCCAGGCUGACAGUAUCUAUAAGCUGCAGCUCCAGGUGCUUACAGCAGGGGGCAGCAAUGGCGCCGCAGUCUCUAAGACCAUACACACCCCAACUAUAAAUAUAACGCUGCAAUAGGCCCCACUCCACCCCUGUCUUCAUCGGCUUCAUCAUCUUAAUCACCUUCUUCUGUCUCAGAAUUCUUUCUUUCUCUGCAUUUUUCUCACAUCUUUCCUCUCCUACACACACACACACACACACACACACACACACACACACACACACACACACACACACACACACACACACACACA